AUGAAACUCUCCGACGUUGGAUUAGACGUACUGAAGACACCGAGAUUGGUCAAAGUCAUCGCUUUCGCAUUCCUCUCAAUCUCUGCCAUUUUCCUCUUCAACCACUUCUCAGAUUCCUUCUCUUACCCAUCUCUUCCUUUCCCCAUCUCCUCCUCCUCAAACGCCGCCGAAACCAUUCUAACCGACAUAACAACAACCUCCGCCGCGGUAUCACCAUCUCCUCCGCCGCGUCCGCGUCUCAAAAUCUCUCCUCCACCGCUUCCACCGACAGUGGUUCGUACCGGAAUCAUCGACGAGAACGGCGCAAUGUCCGAUUCCUUCGAAAUCGGCGGAUUCGAUCCGGAUUCCGUCGAUGAGCUCAAAUCCACCACCGGAAACUCCGCUGCCGGGGAAAACAAACCGUCCGGAGAAGACGACGAUUCGAAAACUCCGAUUGAGAAAUUCAAUCUCUGCGACAAACGGAAAACAGAUCACAUCCCCUGCUUAGACAACGACGAAGCGAUCAAGAGACUGAACAACACCGAUCGAGGAGAAAACUACGAGAGACAUUGCCCUAAACAGACCCUAAAUUGCUUGAUUCCUCCUCCAGAUGGUUACAAGAAACCAAUCCCAUGGCCUCAAAGCAGAGACAAGGUAUGGUUCAACAAUGUGCCUCACACACGUUUAGUGGAAGAUAAAGGAGGUCAAAACUGGAUUAGAGUAGAGAAAGACAAGUUUGUUUUCCCAGGAGGUGGGACUCAAUUCAUACAUGGAGCUGAUCAGUACUUAGAUCAGAUCUCUCAGAUGAUUCCUGGGAUUACAUUUGGAGAACGCACACGUGUAGCCUUGGACAUUGGCUGUGGUGUAGCGAGCUUUGGUGCGUUUCUAAUGCAACGUAACACGACGACAUUGUCCGUAGCGCCGAAAGAUGUUCACGAGAAUCAGAUUCAGUUUGCUUUGGAGCGUGGUGUGCCUGCAAUGGUGGCUGUUUUCGCUACAAGGAGGUUGUUGUAUCCAAGCCAGGCUUUUGAGAUGGUCCAUUGUUCCAGAUGCAGAAUCAACUGGACACGAGAUGAUGGGAUACUUCUUCUGGAAGUGAAUAGAAUGCUGAGAGCAGGAGGGUACUUUGUUUGGGCUGCACAGCCUGUUUACAAGCAUGAAGACAACUUGCAAGAACAAUGGAAAGAAAUGGUUGACCUUACGAGUCAAAUCUGUUGGGAGCUUAUCAAGAAAGAGGGAUACAUCGCUGUGUGGAGGAAGCCUCUUAACAACAGCUGCUACAACAGACGUGGAGCUGGAGCAAAGCCUCCUUUGUGUAGACCUGAUGAUGAUCCUGAUGAUGUUUGGUAUGUGGAGAUGAAACCGUGUAUCACUCGGUUACCUGAGAAUGGCUACGGGGCUAAUGUCUCCACGUGGCCUGCACGUCUCCAUAAUCCGCCAGAGAGGCUACAGAGCAUUCAAAUGGACGCGUAUAUAUCCCGGAAGGAGAUCAUGAAGGCAGAGUCAAGAUUUUGGUUUGAAACAGUAGAGAGCUACGUGCGUGUGUUCCGAUGGAAAGAGUUUAAGCUAAGGAAUGUUCUUGACAUGAAAGCUGGCUUUGGAGGGUUUGCAGCAGCGUUAACCGAUCUCGGGCUUGACUGUUGGGUUAUGAACGUUGUUCCUGUUAGUGGAUUCAACACCUUGCCAGUUAUUUAUGACCGCGGGCUUGUAGGCGCUAUGCACGAUUGGUGUGAGCCAUUUGACACCUACCCAAGAACCUACGACUUAAUACAUGCUGCAUUUCUCUUCUCUGUUGAGAAGAAGAGGUGUAAUAUAACGAACAUUAUGCUGGAGAUGGACCGAAUGUUGAGACCAGGAGGACAUGUUUACAUAAGGGACUCACUGUCUUUGAUGGACAAACUUCAACAAGUGGCUAAAGCCAUUGGUUGGACAUCUGGAGUUCAUGAUACAGGAGAAGGACCACACGCGAGUGUUAGGAUUCUCAUCUGCGAUAAACGGAUGUGA
Microthlaspi erraticum is the source of this 1983-nucleotide messenger RNA. The record is from the annotation of a GenBank genome assembly. NCBI's taxonomy places the organism in Eukaryota, Viridiplantae, Streptophyta, Magnoliopsida, Brassicales, Brassicaceae.